Patiria miniata (bat star) is the source of this 921-nucleotide messenger RNA. RefSeq lists its product as uncharacterized. NCBI's taxonomy places the organism in Eukaryota, Metazoa, Echinodermata, Asteroidea, Valvatida, Asterinidae. The record is from RefSeq and is a predicted model, not a curated record. The coding region runs from base 1 to 567 and encodes 188 amino acids. The transcript is spliced from 3 exons.
AUGCCUUCGUCGGUUAAUAACGGUAUUGUUGACAUGUACGCCGACGACACAACUCUCACAGUUAAUGGCAAGACGACUGCGGAUGUCGAACACAAAUUAUCUGUUGCCUUGAUGCAGAUCUCUAGCUGGCUGAAUACAAAUCGUCUUGUUUUAAAUUAUGAUAAAACCAAUGUGAUGAUCAUAGGAUCUAGAGCAAAACUCAAAGACGUCGUCGAUUUCAGAGUGGAGCGAGCGCCCUCUUGGUUUUGUAAACCAGUUCGCGCGCUUUCCACAUUUCGUUAUUCUGUUUUCGGUCGAAGACCAAGUAACACGUUGUCUUCGUUCCUCAACAGAAAUAAACCAGCACAAACUGAGAAUCAGCCGUUCAGCCCGUAUUAUUUAGAAGGGUCACAUUUGGUGGAAGAUCCGGGUACGGGCUUACCAACGGCAGGCAACGAUCACCCGACAAUCCUGUACCUUGUCGACGGCCAAGACAUCUAUCCUGUAGACGACCGGGAAGAGGAUCUCGCCCCAAGGAGUGUGACGGCAGCAUCAGCCGGGGUGCGGGUAGCACCGCAGACAGGGUAGCUGCAGAGCCCUGUUCCAGGCCAACCCGUCCCCGACUCAAGACGUGAAGACGAGCCCGUGUUCCUCACCGUCCGGUAACACCAACCAACACCAUCAUCAGUUGCAACGGACCGCUGUGUUUCCCGUAUUCCAGGACGUGAAGGACCUUGCCAAGCCAUCCCCAUACCGUCAGCGAGCCUUGAGCGCCAGCCUACCGGAAACGUCAGCGAGCUGACCCGUCUACCGAAUACUGUCACCCCGCCUGGAGCGCCCAUCUAACGGAAAAGUUCGUCCAUCCACUAGCAGAACUGUUGGAACUACUGGCCGACGCUGACAUUCACAAGUCAAGAACUAUUUACCGCGAACUUUCUGAAA